Molecule: messenger RNA, 1245 nt
Organism: Microthlaspi erraticum
Lineage: Eukaryota; Viridiplantae; Streptophyta; Magnoliopsida; Brassicales; Brassicaceae
Source: the annotation of a GenBank genome assembly
AUGAGAGAUAUUUGGAUCGGUGGUGCUAUACGGCACGGAGGCUCCGACUUACCUCCGUCGUCAAAGCACCACCGUACACGGAGCCAUCUACGCGUCGGAUCCACCACCACCUCCGCCGACGAAGAAAUCAGCAUCACAUUCAGCGGGAAGCUCAGCAGUUUCAGCGGAAACCUCGGAAACCAUGGAAGCUCAAGGAGGAUGAAAGGCCUCUUCAAGCAAAAGCCUCGCACUCCCGGCGAGAUCGUCCGCCAGACUCGCGACCUCUUCGCGUUAUCCGAAUCUGAAGACGAAAUCGACGUCACCAGAAUCUCCCGGCGGCUAGGGGUCGUCGCGGAGAUGUGCAGAAACAUCAGGGAUCUGAAAUCGAUCCUCUACGGCAACAGCGAGGCCGAGCCUGUCCCCGAAGCUUGCCUCUCCCUGACUCAAGAGUUUUUCAGAGAAGACACGCUUCGUCCGUUGAUCAAAUCUCUCCCGAAGCUAGACCUCGAGGCUCGGAAAGACGCCACGCAGAUCGUGGCGAACCUCCAGAAGCAGCAGGUCGGGUCUCGACUCGUUGCUUCGGAGUAUCUCGAAUCGAAUCUCGACGUGAUCGAUUCCUUAGUAGAAGGAAUCGAUCGAGAUCAUGAAUUGGCGCUGCAUUACACUGGGAUGCUUAAAGAGUGCGUUCGUCAUCAGGUUGUUGCGAAGUACAUUCUCGAGUCGAAGAAUCUCGAAAAGUUCUUCGAUUACGUGCAGCUUCCUUAUUUUGACGUGGCAACAGACGCGAGCAAGAUCUUUCGAGAGCUUUUGACGAGGCACAAGUCGACUGUUUCAGAGUAUCUAGCCAAGAACUACGAGUGGUUCUUCGCGAAAUACAACACGAGGUUGCUUGAGAAAGGGAGCUAUUUUACGAAGAGGCAGGCUUCGAAGCUUUUGGGUGACGUGUUGAUGGACCGUUCGAAUUCGGGUGUGAUGGUGAAGUAUGUGAGCAGUUUGGAUAAUUUGAGGAUCAUGAUGAAUCUUAUGAGAGAGCCGACCAAGAACAUUCAGCUUGAAGCUUUCCAUGUGUUUAAGCUGUUUGUGGCGAACGAGGAGAAGCCGGAGGAUAUUGUGGCGAUUCUUGUGGCGAACCGGAUCAAGAUUCUUCGUUUGUUUGCGGAGUUGAAACCUGAGAAGGAAGAUUUAGGGUUUGAGGCUGAUAAAGUACUAGUUGUGAAUGAGAUUGCUUCACUUUCUCUUAUGGAUCUGAGAAUUGCCGAUCCGUGA